UGUCACAGGCCAUAUGUAUGGGUGUAGAGAUAGACCUGCGUGCGAAAUUUAAAAUUCACCAGUCUAUCUCCUCACUUGCCCAAAACUCAUGAGCUUACUGCAAACAAUUGUCACAGUACUUUGAUGGUCCAAAUAGUUUGAAACAACACGCUACGGAAACCUAUUUUGUGUCCACCGCGAUGCCUUGCACGUACGGAGUGCACCUCCCUCCAGAUGCGCUCGCUGUGGACUGAUGACUACUCUAUGUCGGUCUAUACGCAGUCUGAACCUGAGAUAAGAAAUUGAAUAUAAAGAUCCGCACCACCCCAUCCUCCACUCACAGUCGCCAUGAUUCUUUCUGUCCUCUCAUCAGUCGUACUCAUAUCACUCGCUGGAACCCACGUCGCUGCCUCGACUCGGGAUCAGUUUCCUUUUGUGACAGAAACGCAAGAGGACUUUUACGAAUUCAAAUGGCCAAUCCGUAGGGUGGCCGUCAUCGGGGCGGGUGUUAGUGGUCUGAUCGCGUACCGCGAACUCACCGAAGCGGGCUUCGACACUGUCAAGAUCUUCGAGCGCGAUGAAAUCCCGGGUGGAGUGUGGCAUUACACGGAUGAGCUGCCCGACGACGCGCCGAUACCGAACCUGGACCCGGUCGUGGGUGACUUCGAGCCGUCGUUCCCUCCCCAGGGAAUGUCGUUGCCCUACGAACAAUUUCAUUUCGAUGACGCGAAGGAGAGAUUUCGGAAGCACCGGGCACCGCAUGCCGUGUGGAAGUCACUGACUUCGAAUGUGCCUGCUAGCAUGAUGCAUUUCACGGGACUGCCUUUCACACCCGAGACCAGUUUCCACAUCCCACAGCAGACUCUUUGCCGCUACAUCCGUUCGGCUUACUCCUACUACGGCAUCAACAGCAAUGACAGGAACGAAAAUGCGUCGUACAGCACUCGCGUUGAGCUCGUCGAUAAGCGAUACGACGCGGAGGGCAACGAACGUGGUUGGACUCUGACACUGAAGAAGUUGACGACCUUGGGACCUUUGCUGAGUCGAGAGGAAUGGUGGACCGAGGACUUUGACGCGGUGGUUGUGGCCACCGGGACGUUCAACGCACCCCACAUCCCGAAUAUUCCAGGCUUGGCGGAAUGGAAAAUCCGUUUUCCUCAGACCAUUUCGCACUCCCGCGAGUAUCGAUCUCCGGAAAAGUUUGCCAACAGCUCGGUUCUCGUUGUCGGCGCUGGGCCCAGCGCCACAGGUGUUUCAGCAGACCUGCAGUCCAGCGUGGCUGCUAAUUAUCUUUCGCUGCGAGUGGGUCUAUCGCUACCCAGAUUUGUCCAUGUCUCUGAUCUCUCUAUUACAGCGGAGCGCCAAGUCGGCAACGCCCUGCAGUUUCUGCAGCUCUUGAAAGACGGAUACCACAAUUCGUCGUGGCAAGAGGAUGGAACGUCGGUGAGGCCGCUGAUUACUGACGGGACGCACUACCGCUCGCUGUAUCGCGACUUCUUGUACAUCGAAGAGCCCACUCUGGGUUUCGUCAAUAUGAACCUGGGGAUCGUCACCUGGACUCAUGGCGAUUACACCGCUUUGGCACUGGCAAAAAUCUGGUCUGGCAAAGCCCGACUGCCGAGCCAGGAUCUGAUGUGGCAAGACCACUAUCGUGAACUUACUAAGCGCGGAGGGUACAGUAAACAGUUUCCAUUGCUGGGGGCGCCGCAUCAUUCCUCAUAUAUUGCAUUCUACUCUGGAUGGCUCAACAGUGCUGCUGCUGAGUUCGGCGGAAAGAUGAUCGACGGAAUGCCCAAAGAUUUUAUCCCCGCGAUCAUAUCCUGGCAACGAGAUCUAUUCUACAACACCAAUCCAGUUCAGAUCCCCCCCGAUUUUCCAACUGCGCUGCUUGACGAGCCGGUGGAUGUUCUGCACUGGAUGACUGGGCGUUAUUGA
This is a messenger RNA of Mycena citricolor, 1914 nucleotides long. Lineage: Eukaryota; Fungi; Basidiomycota; Agaricomycetes; Agaricales; Mycenaceae. The record is from the annotation of a GenBank genome assembly.